CAGGUGACGCAGUAGCGAAAUGGAACGAGUCUUCACUCAUGAACCCUGAGGAAAUGGGGGAGUACGCAGAAGGAGACAUACUUAUCCCCAAGUUAGGCAGGAAUGGGAUUAGAGAUGAAGUAUCACGCUGGCCUAAAGGAAUUAUACCUUAUGUCAUCGAGGGACGAUACAAUCAAGAACAACGCGACACCAUCAUGAAGGCGAUAGCUGACUACCACCGCUUGACGUGCCUCCGCUUCGUCCCGUACAACGGCCAGAAAGACUACAUCACCAUACAGAGCGGCAAUACCGGGUGCUGGUCCAGCGUUGGACGGAUUGGUGGGCGUCAAGAAGUGAACCUGCAGAACCCGGGCUGCGUAUCCAAAAAGGGCACGGUAUUGCACGAGCUUCUCCAUGCUGUGGGAUUCAUGCACGAGCAGAGCCGACCAGAGCGCGAUGACUACGUGGGCGUGCGGUACCAGAACAUCAAGUCAGGCUCAGAGAAUAACUUCAAGAAGUCGGACGCCAAGCAAACGAACGACUUCGGCGUGAGUUACGACUACAACAGCGUCAUGCACUACUCCGAGUACGCCUUCUCCAGGAACGGACAGAAAACUAUCGAACCUAAGGUUGGCGGCGUGACCCUGGGCCAGAGAGAAGGUUUGAGUCGCGGCGACGUGAAGAAGGUUAAUACCAUGUACAACUGCCAGAAAGAGGAGCCCCAGAGCGGCUGGCUGGGAGCGGUGUGGCAAGGAGUCUUCGGGUAGAUUAAUCUAUUAUCAAAAUUAUUCGGUGCUUGCAUUAAUAUGACAAACUAAUAGAGAUAAACUAUUGACAAACACAUACUGAUGUGCCGCCGAA
Cydia amplana is the source of this 840-nucleotide messenger RNA. RefSeq names its product zinc metalloproteinase nas-4-like. Gene Ontology annotation, biological process: proteolysis. The record is from RefSeq and is a predicted model, not a curated record. The coding region runs from base 39 to 746 and encodes 235 amino acids. Lineage: Eukaryota; Metazoa; Arthropoda; Insecta; Lepidoptera; Tortricidae. The transcript has 6 exons. Gene Ontology annotation, molecular function: zinc ion binding; metalloendopeptidase activity.